AUGAGACAGGAAACAACUACCGCAGGUGGACCCACAAAUGGACAGAAACACGUAAUCGAAAAGACAACCAUAUUUUUGGAUAUUAAUAUGAUGCACGAGACACUGCAACUUUCGCUGCAAAACACACACAAAUUUAUGGAUAAUUACGAUAAAAAUGUCCGACCAAGUCCAGUCACCGAAGUAAUAAUUUCACUGUACAUAAAUCGAAUAUCGGCUGUUGAUGAGAACAAGGAAGAAAUUUCUUUUGAUGUCUUUCUGCAAGUAAUUUGGCAAGACACACGCAUCGAAAUAGCGAACGAAAGCAAACAUUUAGAGUAUGUGGAAUUAACAGCACAAGAGCGACAUAAAAUAUGGGUGCCUGAUUUAUACAUAAGACAAUUACGCGAAAUGAAAGUUCUGACGUUAUUUGAGGAAAUUUCAAGUUUACGAUUAUAUCAAAAUAGCACAAUAACUCUUAGUAUAGGCGCUACAAUCAUUAUCAAAUGUGAUAUGGAUUUCAUUUUGUUUCCAUUGGACGUGCAAAAAUGUCCCAUAGAUUUUAGCAGUUACAAAUACUCAGUGAAGGAAAUGAAGUUUCAUUGGAAACACGAAAACGCCUUGUCUUUCCCAAAGGAUUUUGGCGAGGGGUUCUUUCGUUUACCCAAGUAUAUUGUAACUUUUCGUCACAGAGAUGAACCAUAUUUGGUGAAUUAUGGUGACGCGGAGCAUCAUUCUGCCCGAUUAGAGAUAAAACUAACAAGGGAAGUAAAAAGUUAUUUGUUAGAAAAUUACUUGCCAUCCACAUUAUUUGUAUGUAUAUCCUGGGGUAGUUUUGUUGUAGCUCCUGAGUGGCCAGGACGAAUGGUACUCUUAGUCACAGUUCUUCUGUCUCUCGUAACGAUGUUUGAUACGAUACGAAACAACUCGCCAGAAGCUCUCGAACUAAAAAGUAUCGAGGUGUGGCUGAUCUCAUGUACAUUAUUCGUCUUUUUAUCGUUAAUGGAGUACUUUAUCAUAUUGUUUGGCAUGCGAUAUGACAAGCACUGGCGGCAUGCAAAGAAAAAAAUUCAAGAGACAAAAAUUGCGUCACCUAGACUUUUGCACGUGAGCGAAGGACCGCGAAUCUCUACCGAGUCACCAAGAAGACGCAAUGGACUAGAAGCUGCACGAAUGCUUGCCGGUGGAGGCAACAAAAUCUCGCCAGAACCAAAGACCAACGACACUUUGCAGCCACCUGAUGCGAAUAUCAGCAUUUCAACAGAAACACUUUCUGCUGCAACCCAAAAAAUGCAAAAUAUUAUGACGAAGAAUCGGUUUAAAAAUGUCGCAGACGUAGCUCUCUUGUACGCUGGAUCUCAAAGAGGACGUCUGGAUCAAAUUUCCCUCAUACUUUUUCCAAUCUCGUUUUUAAUGUUUACCACAAUCUACUGGGCCUACUACUUAACUGAAGCAAGAAAACGGUCAUAA
This is a messenger RNA of Culicoides brevitarsis, 1446 nucleotides long. Its product is annotated as glycine receptor subunit alpha-4-like. NCBI's taxonomy places the organism in Eukaryota, Metazoa, Arthropoda, Insecta, Diptera, Ceratopogonidae. Gene Ontology annotation, molecular function: excitatory extracellular ligand-gated monoatomic ion channel activity; transmitter-gated monoatomic ion channel activity involved in regulation of postsynaptic membrane potential; transmembrane signaling receptor activity. The transcript has 11 exons. Gene Ontology annotation, biological process: nervous system process; signal transduction; chemical synaptic transmission. The record is from RefSeq and is a predicted model, not a curated record. Gene Ontology annotation, cellular component: synapse; neuron projection; plasma membrane. The coding region runs from base 1 to 1446 and encodes 481 amino acids.